Molecule: messenger RNA, 1009 nt
Organism: Seminavis robusta
Lineage: Eukaryota; Bacillariophyta; Bacillariophyceae; Naviculales; Naviculaceae
Source: the annotation of a GenBank genome assembly
UGUGGAGGGAGUUGAUCAUCCGUUCCACGUGGAAGAGAGAAAGAGAACAAAUCACUUCCCCCAAAACAUUCUCCCCCAAUUUGUCAAACGUGCCCCCAAACAGGGAGAAAAGAUCCAAUGGCUCAGCACACACACGCAGACCCUCAUCGGCCUCACCGACCUUUCUCGAAAGCUCAAGUAAUAAUACACCAUACCGUAAUAGCAAGCCAGCUAGCUAGAGGCAGAUAAACAGUUGUAAAUCAUGGCAGACUGGCAAGAAGAAGAGGAAGGCGAAGGCGUUGCGCAGCAAGUUCAGCAACAGCAGCAAGAAGGAGAAGACGAAGAGGAAGAAGAUUCGUUGUUUGGAGAGGAAGACGAUGAUGCGGGUCAGCAACAGGAUGUCCUAUUGAUGCGGUUCUGUCCACACGAUUCAUCCAUGCUGUAUCCACAGGAGAACAAACGAGAACGGCAACUACAAUAUGCGUGUCGCUUGUGUCGGUACACGGAAGGAGCUCCCGAUCAGCCACUCAUUUAUCGCAAUGAAAUGAAAAAGGAAGUCGGAAAUAUCUUGCACACGGUGCCAUCGGCCGUCUCGGAUGACCCCACAUUGGCCCGCAGUCAAAAUACCGUUUGUGGAAAUUGCCAACACAAUGAAGCCGUCUUUUUUCAAUCCGAAGUUGCUCAGAGUGAUUCCUUGGCGUUGAUCUUUGUCUGCUGCAAUUGCGAUCACAAGUGGGUCAAUUAGAAGAAGGAGGAAGUUAGGAUUGUUACGGUAGUGGGUCAGUUAGAAGAAGGAGGAAAUCGUGAUUGUUGGAGUGUAUUAUCUGUUAAAAAGAAAAACAACAAUUAACUACGGAAAAAUGGGAGGAAGAGAAAAAAUGGUCUUGGUAGGCAUGAGUACAGUUCAAUUGAAUGUGGGGGGAUACAUCUUUGUGAUGGAAGAUGCGGUGACAAGGCAAGCAACCAUCAUCAUUAUCAGGCAACUUAGCUAGCAAGUAGGUACUUCAAUAGGUUAUUCAGUUGAGGUAUU